Molecule: messenger RNA, 1887 nt
Organism: Ramularia collo-cygni
Lineage: Eukaryota; Fungi; Ascomycota; Dothideomycetes; Mycosphaerellales; Mycosphaerellaceae
Product: related to ATP-dependent RNA helicase dbp9
Exons: 1
Coding region: 1-1887 (628 amino acids)
Cellular component (GO): nucleolus
Molecular function (GO): RNA helicase activity; nucleic acid binding; ATP binding
Source: RefSeq, a predicted model, not a curated record
AUGUCGAAACGCAAGCUGAACGAAAACGACGUUCCGGAACCGUCUGCCAGCUCUGACUCCYCGCCCAAAGCCACCUUUUCAUCUCUCGCACUCGACCCACGCCUACUUCAAGCACUCAGCAAAGAGAAAUUCUCCGCUCCCACGCCCGUGCAAGCGAAGACCAUCCCGCUCGCACUCUCGGGCAAAGAUGUCCUUGCGCGCUCCAAGACGGGGUCGGGGAAGACGCUCGCCUAUUUGCUGCCCAUUAUCCACUGCAUCAUCGGACGGAAGGCUUCUUCUGCCAACAAAAAGGCAACAACGGCUCUGAUUCUGGUGCCAACCAAGGAAUUGGCGGUUCAGGUCUGCACGGCGAUCAAGGAUGUCACAGUAUUCUGCGGAGGAGAUGUGAGGUGCGAGAACAUCACCAAGAAAGAGGACCUGGCGGUUACAAGGGCGAGGUUGAGCGAUUCGAUUCCGGACAUUGUUGUCGCAACGCCAACCCGCGCGAACCAGUGGAUCAAUCAGGAGGUAUUGAAGACGGAAGAUCUGAAGUUUCUAGUCAUCGAUGAGGCCGAUUUGGUUCUGAGCUAUGGACAUGAGGAGGAUUUGAAGAGUCUGUCGCAGUCGUUACCUGUCAAGAGUUUGCAAAAGAUCAUGAUGUCGGCCACUCUGCGAACAGAGGUCGACACGUUGACACAGCUCUUCUUUGGCGAGGAUAAUGCACCCGAAGUCUUGGAUAUGGGAGCUGAGGAGAAGGAUGAGAAGAAGACGCUCGCACAAUACACUGUCCGCACUGCCGAGGACGAGAAAUUCCUGCUCAUCUACGCCAUCUUCAAGCUACAAUUGAUCAAAGGAAAAGUCAUCGUCUUUGUGGCCGACAUCGACCGCUGUUACCGCAUCAAGCUAUUCCUGGAGCAAUUCGGUAUUCGAAGCUGUGUGUUGAACUCCGAGCUGCCAGUCAACAGCAGACUGCAUGUCGUGGAGGAAUUCAAUCGGGGCGUUUACGAUAUCAUCAUUGCUGCCGAUGAGGGCGAGGUUGUCGGAAAUGAGGAAGGCAAGGGCAAGAGAAGAAAGAUCGAAGCAGCAGCCGAGGCAGAGGAGGACGCUGACGACGUCGAGGGAGGAGCUGCUGUUGAAGCUGCUCCAGCUGACGGCGAUGAGGAAGCAAAGCCCGCUGCCGAAAAGAAGAAAAAGCCACACAACCGCAAGUCACGGCCAGCAGACCGCGAGUACGGCGUCUCCCGUGGCAUCGACUUCCGUCACGUUACAUGCGUGCUAAAUUUCGACCUCCCUUCAAACGCCAAGUCAUACACCCAUCGCAUUGGUCGUACCGCACGUGCGGGCCAGGCAGGCAUGGCAUUGUCGUUUCACGUUCCCAAGGAACUCUUCCGCAAGCACAAACCAACUUCCAUUCCGGAUUGUGCCAACGACGAUGCUGUGCUCGAAGAGAUCAUCGCUUUGCAGKCAAAGAAGGGAGACGAGGUCAAAGCUUGGGGCCUUGACUGGGCGAAACUUGAUGGGUUCCGCUAUCGUCUGGCAGAUGCUCUUCGUUCAGUGACACGUAUUGCUGUGCGGGAGACCCGGACGAAGGAACUCAGAGCGGAGUUGUUGAAGAGCGAGAAGCUGAAGCGCCAUUUCGAGGAGAAUCCCGAAGACUUGAAGCAUCUGCGCCACGAUACCGAGAGUCACACCGUCCGACAACAGCCGCACCUGAAGCAUGUUCCUGAUUAUCUAUUACCAAGUGGAGGAAAGCAGGCUGUCAGCAAGGAUGUUGGAUUCGUGGGGAUUGGUAGGUCGAGGGAGAAUGGCUUGAGGAAUCGGAAAAGCCGGGGAGGAAUGAAGGGAAGGAAGGGGAAGGGAUUGGAUCCUUUGAAAAGUUUCAACGCCAGAGGUAGAGGGAAGAAGUGA